Knipowitschia caucasica is the source of this 2763-nucleotide messenger RNA. NCBI's taxonomy places the organism in Eukaryota, Metazoa, Chordata, Actinopteri, Gobiiformes, Gobiidae. The record is from the annotation of a GenBank genome assembly.
AUGUCGGCCUUACUAAUUCUUAAACAAUCACUGAGUCGGCUCCCGCCCUCGGCCCGGCAGGUCCUGUGCUGCUGCUACCACACGGAGAGAGGAGUUUACGGCUUCAGACCCAAACACGCCGACAAAGACCUCAAGUUGUGCACGGAAUGGGCAGCAGCCCUGAACCAAGAUCAUGGCCUGGCUCGUCUGGUGGAGGCAUACAGGGCUCAUGGACACAAGGCAGCCAAAAUCAACCCUUUACUCCCAGACAAACCAGUACUGGAUGAUAUCCCAGAGAUCUCCUCUCUUGCUGGUUCCAUUACAGGAUAUCUCCACACCUCAGGUUUGAGGCAUUUUGGCAAAUCCGAGGCUUCCGUGGAGGAGGUCCAGGCCUAUUUGGAAAAGAUGUACUGUGGUCCUCUGUCGGUGGAGAUCAGCCAGCUCAGCAGCCAGGAGGAGAGGCUCUGGUUUGCUGAUCGCUUUGAGGCAUUGAAAAAUCAAAGUUUCAACACUGAGGAGAAGAAACGACUGGCCAAAAUAAUGUUGGAGUCACAAGAGUUUGACCACUUCCUGGCCACUAAAUUUGCUACUGUGAAGCGGUACGGAGGAGAGGGAGCAGAGAGCAUGAUGGGGUUUUUCUACGAGCUCUUCCAUCAGGCCAACCACAGCGGGGUGACGGACAUCGUGAUCGGGAUGCCUCACCGCGGCCGACUGAACCUCCUGACCGGCCUGCUCAAGUUCCCCCCAGAGCUCAUGUUUCGUAAAAUGCGAGGUCUCAGCGAGUUUCCGGACACGUCUCCAGCCAUCGGGGACGUGCUGUCUCACCUCACCUCGUCCGUGCAACUGGAUUUUGGAGCUGAACGUCCCAUUCACGUGACCAUGCUGCCGAACCCGUCCCACUUGGAGGCCAUUAACCCAGUGGCUCAGGGCAAGACCCGAGCAAGGCAGCAGCUGAGGAAAGAGGGCGACUAUUCUCCAGAUGAACACGCUCAGCCCGGAGACCAAGUCAUCUGUCUACAGGUCCAUGGAGACGGCUCCUUCCCUGGGCAGGGCAUUGUUCCUGAGACUCUGACCCUCUCAAACCUGCCCCACUACAGGGUCGGGGGCAGCAUCCAUCUCAUUGUGAACAAUCAAGUUGGCUACACCACCCCAUCAGAGAGAGCCCGCUCCUCACUCUACUGCAGCGAUGUUGGUAAAAUGGUGAACUGCGCUGUGAUCCAUGUGAACGGUGAUGAUGCUGAAGAGGUGCUGCGGGCCACUCGUCUGGCUGUAGAGUAUCAACGGACGUUUCGCAAAGACGUCAUCCUGGACCUCCUCUGUUACCGCCAGUGGGGCCAUAAUGAGUUGGACGAGCCCUUUUUCACAAACCCAGCUAUGUACAAGAUUAUUCGUUCUCGCAAAAGCGUCCCAGACUCGUUCUCGGAUCAGCUCAUAGCAGAAGGUUUGAUGACUGAAGAGGAGCGUAAUGGCAUCAAAUCAGCACACUACGGCAUGCUCAAUGAAAAACUCUCCAACAUGACCCUGUACAGCCCCCCGCCAACCAACCUGCAGGGCCGAUGGGGGGGCCUGGCAGAACCCCAGGCUAAAGUCACCAAGUGGGACACCGGUGUUCCUAUCUCGCUUCUGCAGUUUGUAGGGGCAAAGUCCGUGAACAUCCCAGAGAAUACACAAGUCCACAGCCACUUAGUAAAGACUCAUGUACAGGCUCGGCUGCAGAAGUUGGAAGAAGGGGCCAAACUUGACUGGUCGACAGCAGAAGCACUAGCCUUUGGCUCUCUUCUGUGUCAAGGUUUUAAUAUUCGAAUCAGUGGACAGGAUGUUGGAAGAGGUACUUUUAGUCAGAGACACGCAAUGGUGGUGUGUCAGGAAACUAACGACACAUACAUCCCACUAAACAACAUCAGCCCUGAACAAACCGGCUUCUUGGAGGUGUGCAACAGCCCUCUGUCUGAAGAGGCUGUGCUUGGCUUUGAAUAUGGAAUGAGUAUUGCUCAACCUAAACUUCUUCCUAUUUGGGAGGCUCAGUUUGGAGACUUCUUCAAUGGUGCACAAAUUAUCUUCGAUACCUUCAUUUCUGGCGGUGAAGCAAAGUGGCUGUUGCAGUGUGGGAUGGUCAUUCUGUUGCCCCAUGGCUACGAUGGAGCAGGUCCUGAGCACUCGUCCUGUCGGAUGGAGCGAUUUUUACAGAUGUGUGACAGUAAACUGGAUGGAGUUGAUGGAGACACGGUGAACAUGUCUGUAGUCAACCCGACCACCUCAGGCCAAUACUUCCACCUGCUGCGGAGACAGAUGAUUAGAAACUUCCGAAAACCUCUCAUUGUGGUCGGACCCAAGACUCUGUUAAGAUUCUCUGGGGCAGCAUCCAGUUUGAGUGAGAUGGCACCAGGCACUUCAUUCCAACCAGUACUGGGCAAUAGCAUUGUCGCACCCGAAAGUGUCCAGCGGGUGGUGCUGUGCUCAGGGAAGCAUUACUAUGCUUUACUGAAGCAGAGAGAGGCGUCGGCUGCCAACACAGCUCUGAUCAGACUGGAGGAGCUGUGUCCAUUUCCACUGGAGGCUCUGCAGCAGGAGCUCGCAAAAUACCCCAACGCUAAAGAGUUCGUUUGGAGUCAAGAAGAGCCUGAAAAUAUGGGGCCCUGGUCUUUUGUAGGUCCUAGGUUUGAGAAGCAACUGGCCUGCAAGCUCCGCCUCGUCAGCCGUCCGGCCCUGCCCGCUCCGGCCGUGGGCAUCGGCAUCCUUCAUCAUCAACAACAAGAAGCCAUCCUGAACUCUACCUUCUCCUGA